GGAAAAAAAAACAAAAAAGGAAGAAAGGAAGAAAGGAAGAAAACAAGAAAAUAAGAAAGCAAGCAAACAAGAAAAAAAAAAACCCUCUUACAAGUGUGGAUACAAAUCGCAGAAUGGUUGGCGAAUGAAACAGAGCAAAGCGAAAAAAAAACGAACGAACAAAAAAGGAGCAGAGAAAAGAGCGAGUUGCUAGCAAGUGAAGCGCUCAAAGUGAGGGGGAACGUGACCCCGUGCGCUGGAAAGCUUUUUAAAGUUUGAGCGGGCGUGCUACUAGGCGGAAGUGCCCCCGGCGGAGUCCCAACCGAUUGUGCCGCACCAACUGGGAGUGGCCGUGCUUCCCCCGAGGGGCAGUCUCCACCCAGGCAUUCCCUCCCCUAUUUGAUAUACCACUGGUGUGUACGCCGCGAUCCGCAUUUCCCUCUCUCUCCUCCCCCCCCGGAGUCACCCACGCACGAUGAAGCGCAUGUCGUCGUACGAAACUGGGGCGGAGUCCUCUGAGCUGAGCUCGUUCAGCCUGAAGGGGAAGUCGUCAUCCAAGGGGAAGAGCGACCAACACGGGAAGGAAAAAAAUGUGAAAAAAAAUAGUAGCGUAGACUACAGUGAGGAAAAAGAAACGAAGAAGAAAAACGAACAGAAGAAGAAAACGGAGAAGGAAAAAAAAAGUCUAACAAGUAACCAACAAAGUAAAAAUGCCAAAAGUGGAAAGCAAAGCAACGCACAGCAGAACGCACUAGACAUUUACAAGAGCAAAUUAAAAUUCCUAUUCGACAAUAUGAUCAUUAUUGGGAUUAUCCUCUCCUUCAUGACUCUCAUAACGUUCAAAUAUUUGGAGGAGAAAUAUUCCAUGGAGACCUACCUGGAGGAGGGGGACUCCUUUGAUUACUACGAGGUGUUAAAGUGCAAAAGGGGGGACAACAUAAAUAAGAUCAAGAAGAGUUACAGAGAUCUGUCGAAAAUGUACCACCCAGAUAGCAACAAGGAUUGCAAAGAUUGUGACCAAAAGUUUAGGGACAUUACCAAGGCGUAUAAAACGCUGUCCGAUCCGAGACUAAAAAAGGCAUAUGACCAUUCGAAAGGAAAAGUCCUAAAACUGAUUGAAUCUAAUAGCAUCAAUUUGACGAUGAAAAAUUUUAACGAGUUGGUGGAGAACUCGAAUGAUUACUGGGUCAUUCAGAUCUACUCCGAUACAGAUAACCUAAGUUUGAACUUCUCCAAAAUUUGGGAAGAAGCAUUUGACAAAUAUCAUGAGUAUAUCUCCUUUGGGAGGAUAAACAUACUGACGGAUAAGAAGCUAGUGAAGAGUAAAGUACCUUUCAAUGUUAAGAUAUUUCCCACCAUUUUUAUUUUAGCUCCAGAUGGGACCUACCAAUUGUACUCAAAUAUAUUUAAUGCCACGUCGAAAGAUUUCCAAUCGUACCUUGUUAGUAAUUACCCCAACUUUAUUUACAACGUGCACGAUUUUAAUAAGGCGUAUUAUUCCCUAACUAAGAGGAGCGACUCGGUGAGUAAAAACGGGUCCUCUCACAUAGACAAGAAUAACAAAGUGCUCCUCCUUUCGAACAAAAAUAAGUUAAGUCUCCAGGCCAAGCACAUCACCUUCAAGUUUAGCAACAUAUAUAGUACCUAUGCCCUCCGAUACAACGAAAUUGAGCACCUAACCAAUGAGCCGCUGAAGAAGGAAAUCAUCGACGCUCUUAAAGUCCUCAGCGUUAAAAAAAGCGACUACAUUAAGGAAAAUGAAAAUAUUGAUUACUUCCUUCUGGUUAAUAACAAAUCACAAGUGAAGAUCAUUAGGCGUAUUUCCGCCACGAACAUUAAGAAUGUUUAUAAAGACGCCUUGAGGAAAAACUUGGUGGAAAUUAACGCCACUAACGUGGACUCUGUUUGCUCGACGGUCGGGUCUAGGCACACCUACUGCUACGUCACCAUCAUCGAUAAGCUCGGCAAGGAAGACACACUGGCUUCUCUAAAAAAAGUGUACCAGCAGGUGAAUAACUCCUACGCAAGUUUCACUUCCAAAUUGGGGGCGGACGAGAUUGACACCCAGAUGUUCAUUCAACCGGUCUACCUCCUCAAAUCGAAUAUGACAAAAAAUUUCGUCAAAUUUGUGAAAGACAAGUCCAUCAAUACGUACGACUCCUUUCUUCUGGACUACUCUUCGAAUACCUUCGCCACAAUUAAUGAAAUUAAAGAUUUAAGCAACUACUCCCAGAAGAAGGAAGAUCUUUCCUUUCUCUCCAACAUUUAUAAAGACAUAGAAAUUUUGAGUUUCGAGAAAAUCCCAAAGUACUGCCUCCCCAUGGGGGUUAACUGCCUGUAUAACCCUAAGAAGACCUUUUCCUACCGGCUGUAUAACAUCUUCAAGAGGACCUCCAAACUGCAGGUCAUCCUGUCCGCCCUCGUGGGCUUCCUGCUCUACCCCUCCUUCAAGCAGUACGGCAACUUGAGGUACGCCUGCGUGGCCGCCUCCGUGGGCGCCACGCUCCUCCUCACCAACGUCAAGGAUUUCCUGCUCCUCCUCGCGAGUUAGCGGGGUGGAGCGGUGUGUAGUGACCAGUUGUGCGCAGUGGCGUGACCGCUUUAGCGGUGUAUAGCGACCGCUUUAUCGGCGUGUCCAGACCAGUGUAGUACCCUACUGCUGGGCCCUCCUUUCUCUCCACUCCUUGCGCGCCGCGGUUUCCCCUUUUUUUGUUACCACCCUUGGCGGCCGCGCCCCGGCGGCCCUGCUUGUGCGCGCCCCACCAUGUGCAUCUGAUGAACGCAUCGAACUGUCACCUCCGUGGAAAGCACACAUCGGCUGCUUUAAAUUGGCUACUUUAAAUAGGAUGCCCUAAACUGA
Messenger RNA from Plasmodium vivax (malaria parasite P. vivax), 2839 nucleotides. RefSeq lists its product as hypothetical. Gene Ontology annotation, cellular component: cytoplasm. The transcript has a single exon. Gene Ontology annotation, biological process: protein refolding. Bases 455 to 2530 code for a protein of 691 amino acids. NCBI's taxonomy places the organism in Eukaryota, Apicomplexa, Aconoidasida, Haemosporida, Plasmodiidae. The record is from RefSeq and is a predicted model, not a curated record.